Molecule: messenger RNA, 966 nt
Organism: Phytophthora infestans T30-4
Lineage: Eukaryota; Oomycota; Peronosporomycetes; Peronosporales; Peronosporaceae
Product: cardiolipin synthetase, putative
Exons: 5
Coding region: 22-966 (314 amino acids)
Biological process (GO): cardiolipin biosynthetic process
Cellular component (GO): mitochondrion; membrane
Molecular function (GO): cardiolipin synthase activity
Source: RefSeq, a predicted model, not a curated record
GCACUCCACAGUGUUGUUGACAUGUCACCGAUGGAGCAGCGCUGGUGGCUUGCCGCCGCGAUGCCCGGACGACCACUGGGACGCUUUCGGACGCUACCGCUACGCUUGCAGCGAUUCAGGACGCCGAGUCACGACUGCCGCUUGUUAUCCGUGCUAUUGGAUCCGAGCGACCGGCGCACCACGGCAGACAAAGAGCGUAUCCGAGCGCUCGUGCUGCAUCGAGUCAUGAGCACGACACCACCCAACGAUUCCGACCAACAGAAGAAGCAACACGAGCUUGAAGCGAAGACAGCUGCCCGGAUUCUGAAGCAGAAGCUAAAGAAGGACAUGGAGACAGCCAGGAGCCUCGCCAUGCAUCAAGUAGUGAACGUGCCGAACGUUAUUACCGCAGCGCGGAUCCUAGCCACUCCCUAUCUAGCACAUUUGAUCAUCCAAGGAGACUACGUCUCAGCUAUCGGCUUGCUGGCAGUGGCAGGCGUGUCUGACUGGCUGGACGGCUUCAUCGCGAGGACGUUCCACCAGGAGUCGAUCGUCGGCUCAUUCCUAGACCCCUUCGCAGACAAAUUGUUGAUCGGUACCUUGUCACUCAGUAUGAUGUGGACGGGGUUGCUGCCGUUGCCCUUAGCAGCUCUAAUUCUGGGUCGAGAUGGUAUGUUAAUUGGUGGUACGUUCUACCACCGACUGAAAACCAAGGACGAGUCCUCGGGGUUCUUUGAUACAUCAGACAGCGGGGCCUUCCAGGUGAAGCCGUCGAUGCUCAGUAAGGUGAACACGGCGCUGCAGCUGUCAGCCUUCGGGCUUACACUGACGAACGCAGCCUGGCAGAUUCCCCCGGACCCGGCACUCAGUCUUCUUUUUGGUGUCGUUGGUACCACGACCUUCCUGUCCGGAUCCGAGUAUCUCCCCUCCCAAAAGCUGUUGAGCGGCCACUUCGCAAAGCAGUGGAGCGAACAGAAGCCGUUAUAG